Messenger RNA from Opisthocomus hoazin, 534 nucleotides. NCBI's taxonomy places the organism in Eukaryota, Metazoa, Chordata, Aves, Opisthocomiformes, Opisthocomidae. The record is from RefSeq and is a predicted model, not a curated record.
AUGGGAGCCGAAGAGUCCGACGAGCUGAAGGCCCCAGAGAAAGCCAUCAGCAUCUGGGAAUCCAAGAACUUCUUCAUCGAGCUGGACCCGCUCCCCGGGGCUGUGGAAGCUGUGAAGCAAAUGGCAAAUCUGGCAGACACCGAGGUGUUCAUCUGCACAAGCCCGAUCAAGAAGUACCGCUACUGCCCUUACGAGAAGUACGCCUGGGUGGAGAAACACUUUGGCCCCGAGUUCCUCGAGAAGAUCGUUCUGACGCGAGAUAAAACGGUGGUUUCUGCUGAUCUGCUCAUAGACGACAGACCUGAUAUAACAGGGGCUGAGCUGAACCCCAGCUGGGAGCACGUGCUCUUCACCGCUUGCCACAACAAGCACCUGCAGCUGAAGCCCCCCAGCCGCAGGCUGCAGUCCUGGUCCGACGACUGGAACCUGGUGCAACAGGAUGGCUACGUGCUUCCCUGCAGGAAGAGUCCCUGCAGCGGGAUACGGGGACGGUACCGCUCCUCCGUGGGUCUGGCCAUGGGGAGGGAGCCCUGA